AUGCGCGGUGCAGAUCCGUGGUCACUAUCCCGGCUGGUGCUACUGUCGCCCGUCUGCUUAGCUCCUGCGGCUUCUACGAUGUCCAAAUCAAAGUUUCUGACAGAGUGGGAGGAAAUAGACGAAGAAUAUCAACAGUUACAGGAAACUCAUAAAUUAUACCGACAGAAGCUGGAGGAGUUGACGAGUCUUCAAACAUCCUGCAGUAACGCCAUCAGCAAACAGAGGAAGUGUUUAAAGGACGUUAAAUACAGUUUAAAAAGGUCAGCUCAGACCUCAGCUCAGACCUCUGAGAAGGACCUGCACGCUCUGGCUGAGAUCCAAAGCCAAGUUAAAGAGCGAGAGAAUGUGUUUUUUGAUAUGGAAGCCUAUUUACCAAAGAAGAACGGUCUGUACCUGAAUCUGGUUCUGGGGAACAUCAACGUCACGCUGCUUAGUGACCAGGCCAAAUUUGCUUAUAAAGAUGAAUAUGAGAAGUUCAAGCUGUACCUGACCAUCAUCCUGCUGUUCGGAGCCAUCACCUGCCUCUUCUGCUUCAACUAUCGAGUCACUGAUGAAAUCUUCAACUUUCUCCUGGUUUGGUACUACUGCACUUUAACCAUCAGGGAGAGCAUCCUCAUGUGCAACGGCUCCAGGAUAAAGGGCUGGUGGGUCUCUCAUCAUUAUGUCUCCACGUUCCUCUCAGGAGUGAUGCUGACCUGGCCGGAGGGACCCAUGUACCAACGCUUCAGGAGCCAGUUUCUGUCAUUUUCUAUUUAUCAAAGUUUCUUACAGUUCCUACAGUACUAUUACCAGAGCGGCUGCUUGUACAGACUUCGAGCUCUGGGGGAGAGGAACCAGCUGGACCUCACAGUGGAAGGGUUCCAGUCCUGGAUGUGGAGGGGCCUGACCUUUCUCUUACCGUUCCUCUUCUUUGGACACUUCUGGCAGCUGUAUAACUCUGUGACGUUGUUCCAUUUGGCUCAACAUGAAGACUGUAAAGAGUGGCAGGUUUUCAUGUUGGGGCUAACUUUCCUGGUCCUGUUCCUGGGAAACUUCCUCACCACUCUGAAAGUUGUUCACCAAAAACUACAGAAAUAUCUUGAAAAAGGAAAGAAAAAAGACUGA
This is a messenger RNA of Knipowitschia caucasica, 1104 nucleotides long. Lineage: Eukaryota; Metazoa; Chordata; Actinopteri; Gobiiformes; Gobiidae. The record is from the annotation of a GenBank genome assembly.